Molecule: messenger RNA, 2376 nt
Organism: Microplitis mediator
Lineage: Eukaryota; Metazoa; Arthropoda; Insecta; Hymenoptera; Braconidae
Product: phospholipase A1 member A
Exons: 2
Coding region: 639-1688 (349 amino acids)
Biological process (GO): lipid metabolic process
Molecular function (GO): lipase activity
Source: RefSeq, a predicted model, not a curated record
AAAGAAUGAAAAUACCGAGAAAAACAAGUUAACUAUUUUCAGUAUCAUUUUACCGAAUUACAAAAUAAAAAAAUAUUAAAAAACUUUCACUGAAUCGAGCUCUUACUCUCCUCGCCUCGAGUUAAUCGAAUGAGAAAUGAUGCGUGAAAGUUUUUAAAAUAUAAGACCUGGGCAUUUAUUUACAAGUUAGUUCUACAGUCAAUAAUAACUUUAACACCAACCAGUAACCAGUAAAGUAACAAACUAAGUAAGAGUGCUCUCAAACCUUUCACGUUAUUAAGAAAAACCAGAAAUACAAUCAGGCCACCGGCAAAUUAUCCAGGAAGAAAAUUAAUUCCCAAAGUUUAUUUUUAUCGCCGCGAAAUAAACGGCCCCGAAAAUACCAUCCCACAUUUUUUAAAUUUUACCAUUAAAGUGUAUAAGUAAUAAUAAGUAUCAGGGUGAACGGUACCGGGUAGAACGUCAUCGUCAAAGCAAACGCUUAAGUAUGCCAACCUACUGGCGGGGGAAGCAUACGAGCACGAGUUGACAGCGACGAGUAUUUAGUAAUCGAAUUCAUUUAACAGCGAUCGCAAGUCUAACUCACAUCCAGCAAUUGUUGCCCACUAGUCUAACAAAAGUCUUAAUAAUUAAUAAUAAUGACCCGUAUUUAUUUAAUAAUUAUCAGUGUUUGCUUACUUGCCCGCAGUUUAGACGCAGGCAUCACCGAGGAACUGGUGCGUCUUGCAAAAGGUCCGAUCCAAGAAGCCUUCGAGAGCGGGGCCGCAAAUGAGUUCAAAAAAGAAGACUGUAUUUGGCGACGAGGUUACGAUACUGAUGAUUGUCCUGAUCCAGAUGUACAUAUAUAUUUAUACACACCAGGUAAAUCUAGAAGAGAACUCGUGGUCGGUUCUUCGGACUGGCUGAGGUUCGACUAUGACCCGACGAAGGAAAAUAUCAUUUUGAUUCACGGCUAUGCCGGAGGUGACGAGACUCUUCCUAUCUCAGUAUUACGGGACGCGUAUAUGAAGAACGGAAGCUACAACGUCUUCUUGGUGGAUUGGGGAAAAUUAUGCGCGGCUCCGUGUUAUCCUGCAGCGGUAGCGAAUCUUCGUCCAGUGGCGCGAUGUCUCGCGUUAUCGCUGACGAGUCUCCGGCACCUGGGGAUGCCGAUCGCGAGAACAACUUGCGUGGGUCACUCCCUGGGAGCUCAUCUCUGUGGAAUAAUGGCGAAUUAUUUGCUCUUCAGAAUGCACAGAAUCGUGGGACUGGACCCUGCCCGUCCCCUAGUGAGACCAGGUCUCGGAAACCGGCUGGACAGCGGUGACGCUGAUUUCGUUGAGGUGAUUCACACCAAUGCCGGUUAUUACGGUGAAAUCGGACGAGUCGGUCAUGUUGAUGUGUGCGUCAAUGGUGGAAAAGUCCAGCCGUUUUGUGAAGACAAGCAGAAUCAUCAGCUGUGCAGUCAUGUGUGGGUUGUCUGCUACAUGGCGCAGAGUAUUGACGGCGACAAGCCGCUGAUUGCUGAACCCUGCUCCCGAAGAUGCCCCUCGGGUCCGAGGAUCAGUGUCCGCGCUGGACAGGAUUUGCUUGUGGGUCAACACACGCCGAUUGGUUCCAAAGGGUCGUUUUGCUUGACCAGUUAUGACCCUCCCUAUUGUCCAAAGUUUUCUGCUGAUGGUCGCGGUGAUCCACGCUGCUGCAUGUGAAAGGCUGCAAACUAUUAAACAAUUCAACUAUUAUCUGUAAUUUAUAUUUAUAUUUAUGUGUACACAUAUGACGGACAUAUAUGUCUACGUUAUAUAUUUAUAUAUUAAGCAUUUGUCAGUAAGAUCACGCGUCGCGACCGGAAGCCUUUUUGGUAUUCAAAGUUCGUUAUUGCCAAUGUGUUUCAAUGAACAAGAAGGAGAGGGGUGGGGGUAAUGAUAAAUAAAUAUGUAAACAUAUUUUGAAUGCAAUAAUAACGGAUUCAAACCGUUAGUUGUGCUACAACUCGCUACACAAUACGUAACAUUUAAAAUUUAAAUAUAAAUCAAUCGUUCACUUGCUCCAUUUGGUUUUUUUAUUUUCUUGUGAUCAUUUUCGGGUUUGUUAUUAAUUUGGGUUUCUAUAUGAUCUGCUUGGAAAUAAAUUACUGAGAAAUUUAUUUUGUUCAUUACUUUUUUUUUCAAUUGGGGAGAGAAAUUUUUUAAUGAAAUUUAUGGUGAAGCUUCAGGGCUUUAGUGUGAGAGGAAUAAAAUUUUGUUGGCAGCUUUUAAUUUAAAAUUUUUUUAUUUUUGGUAUAUUUAUUUAUACUAUAUUAGUAUAUUGGUAUAUUAAUUAUAAUAAAAUAAGUAAGACAGGCGAGGAAAAUAUUUUAAUUUCAAAUUCAUUUUUUUUGUUAAUUUAAAAUUGAUA